CUAGUUCCAGGACAGCCUCCAAAAGCCACAGAGAAACCCUGUCUUGAAAAAAACAAAACAAAACAAAACAAAACAAAACAAAACAAAAGAUUCAUGAGUGAAUUUGAAAUCAUCCCCAGAAGAUGCCCUGACACUCAAAUGGCACUCACACAGGACUAUGGACCCACACAGAGCCAAAAACCACAAGUCUGUCCAACUGGCAUACCUGUGGAAGGACACCAUGACUACAGCUACACCACAGGGUCCCUGUCCACUUAAACAUAAGUUACCUGGCCAUUAUGAUGACCCAUGUGAACUCUAUAGAGAGCACAUCAUACAUGCUCAGGGGGAAGUCACUGUGACUGACAUUUGGGGUCCAUCAGAGAACAGGAGACUUUGGGACAACCAUGCAAUUUAAGAAAGUGGGCUUUCAGCCGGCAGUAGUGGCACACAUCUUUAAUCCCAGUGCUCGGGAGGAGAGGCAGAUGGAUCUCUAAGUUCGAGGCCAGCCUGUUCUACAUAGUGAGUUCUAGGACAGUUAGGGCUACACAGAGAAACCCUGUCUAGAAAAAGCAAAAGAAGAGGAUGAGGAGGAAGAGGAGAAGGAGAAGGCAGCAGGUUAGCAACAUCCACCUACUCCAGACAGCAAGUUUAAGGAAACUCAGCUCACUGAGGAAGGACAAGGGACUUGAAGCCCUAGGGAAUUUAGGAUUGCAAGCUCCACUAAGCAUCUACAGUUGGCUGACACCAUCCACGUGAUCUCAUUCAGUUCUCAUAAAGGCCUUGCCAGGACAGAAUUGAUCACUGCUAUUGUUACACAAAAGGAUGAAGUGUAUGAAAAGCAGAGCAGCUCCAUGAGCUCUCUAGCGGAUCAGGUACGGGAUUGGCAUCAGGGCGUACUGGCGGUGGCACGCAAAGACUGGGACCGCGCGCUGUGCCUCUUCUCAGACGUCCGGGAGCCGCCGGCCAAGAUCUACUUCAACAUGGGCUGCGUGCACCUGAUGGCCGGGGAUCCCGAGGCAGCAUUACGGGCAUUUGACCAAGCAGUGACCAAGGAUACCUGCAUGGCUGUUGGCUUCUUCCAGCGGGGAGUGGCUAAUUUCCAGCUGGAGAGGUUCCAGGAAGCUGUGUCUGAUUUCCAGCUGACCCUGGCACAGCUGAGGGGCAAUGCUGCCAUUGACUACACACAACUGGGUCUGCACUUCAAAUUGCAAGCCUGGGAGGUCCUAUACAACAUGGCAUCAGCAGAGUGCCAGGCAGGGCUCUGGGCCAAGGCUGCUGAUACUCUAGUGGAGGCAACUUCCAAAUGGCCAGAGGGGGCCCAAGGUAUCCUGGACACUGCCCUGGACCAAGUGCAGAAACAGGUACCCCUGCAGCUAAGGCAAGUCCCCAAGGGUGAAGUCUUCCAGCCUCCCAGGCAAUACCUACAGCACCUGAAGCCCAUGGAUUUCCUCGGCAAGGCUAAGGUGGUGGCAUCUGUCAUCCCUGACAACCACAAUACAGAUGGCUGGCCUCAGCAGAUGGCUGCAGAUGGCUGCAGAUGGCGUGUGCAAGGUCCGACACUAUUGAGGUCCUGCUACUCCUGUCUUCCUUUGCAGAGGCCCCGGGUAGAACAGGUCGGCCAUCAGUCUCCUCCAUCCACAGGUGGUCCCAUGAGCUGCGACUUGCUGGAAUCUGGACGGCCUGCCCCGGACCCCUCUGGAGACUCCUCAGGAGCUGGGGGAGCAACUGCAAAGGACCCUGAAUCUUUGGUGACUGUCACUGUGCAGUGCCACUUUACUGUGCCCGUUAAGGCCCCAAGAGAUACUGACCUUUCCAGUCUUCGAACAUUGUUGGCUCAAGCCCUCCUUCACCAGGCCCAUAUGGGGCAGCUCAGUUACCAAGCCCCAGGAGAGGAGAAGUUCUGGGUCCACAUCUCCACGGAGGAAUCACUGCAGAGUGUGUGGAGGAAUGUGGCCAUGGGCCCAAGAGGGUUGCACCUCCAGUGCCGGGGGGCCUGGGGCCGACCAGUCCUCUACCAAGUAAUAGCUCAACAUGAUUACUCAGCCCAAAGGCCUGAGGAUUUGGACUUCCACCGAGGAGACACAGUGGAUGUUCUCUGUGAAGUGGACGAAGCAUGGCUGGAGGGACACCGAGAUGGCUGCAUCGGCAUUUUCCCCAAGUGCUUUGUGGUCCCAGCUGGGGCCUAUGUGGAAGCCCUACCCAAGCCAGGAGACCAGCACUAGCAAUAAAUUUUGUGACAAGAGCAGUUUUAAUUUAAACAAACAAAAACUAUUCCCCUCA
Molecule: messenger RNA, 2262 nt
Organism: Cricetulus griseus (Chinese hamster)
Lineage: Eukaryota; Metazoa; Chordata; Mammalia; Rodentia; Cricetidae
Source: RefSeq, a predicted model, not a curated record